CAGCUGCUCUGUGACAUCAGCCCUGGGGCCAAAGGUACUGCAGGCAAUAGUUGGCGGCUGCACUGAAUGAGCCCUCCACUCCUCACAGCUGAUACAUGCCACUGGCAUGUAUGAAUUAGCAUGUGAUGAAUUUGCUGUGCCUCCUUGUCCUGCUGGCCAUGUGCAGGUCUGUGCUCAGCACAUGGCACACCUGUGGAGGGAUCUGUGGUCUCUGGCCCAUGUCUGCUUUCCAUGGCCCCAUGGCUUAUGACUAUGACCCCGUGGCUCCAGACCAUAGCAAACUGCACACUGUCAGUGGCACAGCUGUCCAGCCAGGAGCCUGGGCCGGGAUUGUCAGCAUCCAGGAUCCCCAGGAACCAGGCACAGGGCAUAUCUGUGGAGGGUCCCUCAUCAGCACAGAGUGGGUCGUUACAGCUGCCCACUGCUUCAUCAAUGCCAGGAACAGCAACAUGUGGCACGUGGUGACUGGGGCCACCCGGUUGACUCAGUUGGGCCCUGAGGUGCAAGUGCGCCAGAUUCAGCAGGUACGGGUUCAUGAACACUAUACUCCUGGUGAGCAGAUGAAUGACAUUGCUUUGCUGAAACUGGACCAGCCCAUCGUAUGCAGCCGCUACGUACAGCUGGGCUGUGUGCCCAACACCACACUGAAAGUGUCAGAGCUGAAAACCUGUUACAUUGCUGGCUGGGGUUCUACCACUACAAGAGCUCAAAGGGCAAGCGAUGUCCUGCAGGAGGCCAAGGUCCACCUCAUUGGUGCCCAGCUCUGUAACAGCAGCCUCUGGUACACAGGGGCCAUCCACACUCAAAACCUCUGUGCUGGUUACCCAGAGGGUGGCAUUGACCCCUGCCAGGCUGACAUUGGUGCUCCUUUGGUGUGCAAAGAUAACAAUGCUGCCUUCUUCUGGCUUGUUGGUGUGACCAGCUGGGGAAAAGGUUGUGAGAGAGCAAACCAGCCUGGAGUCUACACCUCUGUUCAGCACUUCUAUGACUGGAUCCUGGUCCAGAUAGACCCGCAGCUAGACAAAAGGGCAUCAAGACAUUCUAUGCCUGCCAUAAACCCCCCUCAGAAGCCAAGGCAAACACCACCAGCAUUGGACGAGUUUAACUCCUCCCCAUUUUCAAUGCAGAAACUGGUUGAAUUUUUUACUCAGGUGCAUGAGCUCCUUCAGGUCCCAAGGAGAACACUGGCAAGAGAAGAAGGAUGAAUAGGAUCCAGUGCAGGCUGCAGUGAACCAUGAUCAUUUUCUUCUGGGGCAACACCUGUUGAUCCAAAGGCAGCCUCAGUGCCUAAGGCCUGCUCUAUCCUGAUCAUGCUUCUCCUCUGUGUGCACACAAAUCCUGAAUCUGAAUUUAGCUGUGGAAAUAAAGUUUCCUGAUUUCACUCUUAA
Molecule: messenger RNA, 1388 nt
Organism: Cyanistes caeruleus (blue tit)
Lineage: Eukaryota; Metazoa; Chordata; Aves; Passeriformes; Paridae
Product: acrosin-like
Biological process (GO): acrosome reaction; proteolysis
Molecular function (GO): serine-type endopeptidase activity
Source: RefSeq, a predicted model, not a curated record